Alligator sinensis (Chinese alligator) is the source of this 7062-nucleotide messenger RNA. It is a transcript of the gene EVI5L, whose product is annotated as ecotropic viral integration site 5 like. The transcript has 20 exons. The record is from RefSeq and is a predicted model, not a curated record. NCBI's taxonomy places the organism in Eukaryota, Metazoa, Chordata, Crocodylia, Alligatoridae. Bases 512 to 2971 code for a protein of 819 amino acids.
AACCAGUACUCGGAUGGGUUAAUCGAGUCUUGUUGCCGUAACCAGGAUUUGGUUGUGACUUGCCAGAGAACUAAAACUCCCAAGUGAAGGUUGUUGGGGAAAGUGGGACCAGGGAAGGAUAUGCAGAUUGGCCAUGCCUUGCAGAGAAGUCCACACACUACCAGCUGCCAGGAUGGGAGAGGGAAUUCCUUCCAUGGUACUAUAUCUGGACCCUCCUUUCUUAUCUCAGCCUCUGACAAUUUCUGCCUACAGUGACAAAGGACAGUGGUGCAGCCUUGUGAAGACACAGCGUUUUAAGAGCAGCAGCACAAAGAAGGCUGAAAAAUCAAGCUGCAUCCACUUGCUCCCGGACAGCUGUGACCUGUGUUGACAUCUGUGGAAAGCAGAGAGUGCCUGGUUGUAGCUGCCUUCAAGGUCCUGCUAGGCCUUCUGCAGCAUGGUUCAGAUAGCCCAAAGCAGCUCUUCAGUGAAGCCCUGACCUACCUACAGGGUGUUCCUGUGGGUUUUGCGAAUGAAUGUCCCUGUGACCCUCAGCCUUCCUGAGAUGGCGAGCCCGGCGGUCAGCCCCGACUCCUCCUCCCAUGAGGCCCUUUCAUCUGUCAACUCAGCACCAGCCUGCUCCCCAACCUCAGACUCUGAGAACUUGAGCCCUGAUGAGCUGGAGCUGCUGGCAAAACUGGAGGAGCAGAACAGGCUGCUGGAAGCGGACUCCAAGUCCAUGCGCUCCAUGAAUGGUUCCCGCAGGAACAGCGGUUCCUCCUUAGUCUCCAGCUCCUCAGCCUCCUCCAAUCUGAGCCACCUGGAGGAGGACACUUGGAUCCUGUGGGGGAGGAUUGUCAAUGAGUGGGAUGAGUGGCGGAAGAAGAAAGAGAAACUGCUGAAGGAGCUGAUUCGAAAAGGAAUCCCGCACCACUUCCGCGCCAUCGUGUGGCAGCUCCUUUGCAGCGCCACGGACAUGCCAGUUAAGAACCAAUACUCAGAGCUGCUAAAGAUGUCUUCGCCUUGUGAGAAGCUUAUUCGGAGGGACAUUGCCCGCACCUACCCCGAGCAUGAGUUCUUCAAGGGGCAGGACAGCUUGGGUCAGGAGGUCCUCUUCAAUGUCAUGAAGGCCUACUCCCUGGUGGACCGUGAGGUCGGCUACUGUCAGGGCAGUGCAUUCAUCGUGGGACUGCUGUUAAUGCAGAUGCCUGAGGAAGAGGCCUUCUGCGUCUUCGUGCGCCUGAUGCAGGAGUAUCGGCUACGGGAGCUCUUCAAGCCCAGCAUGGCCGAGCUGGGGCUCUGCAUCUAUCAGUUCGAGUACAUGCUGCAGGAGCAGCUGCCUGAACUGAACAUUCACUUCCGCUCCCAGAGCUUCCUCACCUCCAUGUACGCCUCGUCUUGGUUCCUCACCCUCUUCCUCACCACCUUCCCGCUGCCUGUGGCCACCCGGGUCUUCGACAUCUUCAUGUACGAGGGGCUGGAGAUCAUCUUCCGUGUGGGCAUGGCCCUGUUGCAGUUCAACCAAGCAGAGCUCAUCCAGCUGGACAUGGAAGGCAUGUCGCAGCACUUCCAAAAGGUGAUUCCCCACCAGUUUGACAGCUGCCCUGACAAGCUCAUCCUCCGGGCCUACCAGGUUAAGUACAACCCCAAGAAGAUGAAGAGGCUGGAGAAAGAGUAUGCAGCCAUCAAGAACAAAGAGAUGGAGGAGCAGAUUGAGAUCAAGCGACUCAGGACUGAGAACCGUCUCCUGAAGCAGCGCAUUGAGACUCUGGAGAAGGGCCAAGUGACACGGGCACAGGAGGCUGAGGAGAACUACAUCAUCAAGCGGGAGCUGGCCGUAGUGAAGCAGCAGUGCAGCUUGGCCACCGAGAACCUGCAGAAAGCCCAAAGCACUAUCCGGCAGCUGCAGGACCAGCAGGGGAAUCCCCGCUUCACGGAGGAGUUUGUGACCCAUCUGGAGACAGAGCUGGAGCAGUCACGCUUGAGGGAGUCAGAGACCCUGAGUGCACUCAAAGAGAUGCAAGACAAAGUGUUGGACAUGGAGAAGAAGCACAGCCUGCUGCCCGAUGAGAACAAUGUGGCGCGGCUGCAGGAGGAGCUGAAGGCACUGACCGUGCGCGAGGCUGAGGCCCUGACCGGGCUCCGCGAUCUGCAGCAGCACGUCAAGGACCUCAGCGACACCUGGCAGGCACAUGUGACACGGACAAGCGGACGCUGGAAGGAGUCCCCCCGCAAGGCAGCGCUGGGCGAGCUGCAGGACGAGCUGAUGGGUACACGGCUGCGUGAGGCCCAGGCCCAAGCCGAGCUGCACCGGCUGCGCCAGAGGGUUGUGGAGCUUGAGACACAGGACCAGAUCCACAGCAACCUGCUGACACGGACCGAGCAGGCAUGCGCGGGGCUGCAGGAGAAGCUGCAGUACAUCACGGCCCAGAACAAGGGGCUGCAGACACAGCUGAGUGAGACCAAGCGCAAACAUGCCGAGUCCGAGUGCAAGAGCAAAGAGGAGGUGAUGGCCGUGAGGCUGCGGGAAGCUGACAGCAUGGCAGCCGUGGCAGAGAUGCGGCAGCGGAUCGCCGAACUAGAGAUCCAAAGGGAAGAGGGCAUGAUCCAGGGGCAGUUGAACAACUCGGACUCUUCCCAGUACAUCCGGGAGCUCAAGGACCAGAUCGAUGAGCUGAAGGCUGAGAUCCGCCUGAUGAAGGGUCCAAAGCCCUUUGAGGACUCCAUGGCAUUCGACGGCAUCCACAUCGUGAGCCACCUGGCAGUGGACGACGACUCCCUGCACUCAUCGGACGAGGAGCUGCUGGCCAGCCCCAUGGGGGUGGGCGCUCUCCAGGAUGUGCUGUACCCACUGUCACCCCGCAACACCCGCUUCCUGCGGGGUGCCGGGAGCUCAGGCAAAGAGAGCAGCACGGACAGUGAGCCUGAGGAGCCGACCACUGCCCCUGGCCUGCAGCCCCCCCUCCUCUUUGGAGAGGCCCUCGGCAAGUGAUGAGGGGUGGGGUCCACUGCUGGCCAUGGCAGAGGUGUGGUGCCAUCAACCCUCCUCCUUGGGGAGAGACACUCAGGCUGGGGGGACCCAUUACAAUGGACCUGGGACACCUCCUGCAUCCAAGGAGAUGGCUCCCUAGCUACUGAGCAUCUGCCAUGGGCACCGGCCAUGACAGGGACACCGCUGCUCCAUUCAGCUGCCCCUUCGUCACUGCCUUUGUGCAUCCCAUGACCCUGCCCUGAGGCUUUGCACACAAGAGAACUCAGUGCUGCAUCCAGGAGAAGCGGCAGGGCAGGAAUGUGACUGAGGCCAGCCUGGACUUCAUAUGGCCAACCUUGACCACCCGUGGCCAACCCAGACUGUAUCUGGCUAACCCAGUCUGUCCAUGGCCAACUUGACCACCCAUGGCCAGCCCAGACCACCUAUGGCCAAACCAAACUGCCCCAGGCCAGCCUGGACCGCUUGUGGCCAGCCAACCAACCUACCCUCAUCACACUCAGAGACACAAGGAGCUGUGUCCUUCUCCCCACUGUGUGUGCACAUCCCCGAUGACCAUGAGAGCAUCCAUUUACAGCCGGGAGAGUUGGAGUCCUAUGUCUCCCAGCUCCAAAGGGAACUCCUCUGUCCAGGCUCCUGGUGCGGGGAGGAGGCAGGGCGCCAAGAGCCCACUCAGUCAGAGAUCGUAUUGUAUUUUUUUUGUCCUCUAGAUAUUAUUUAUUUAAACCCUUAACAGUGUCAACAGAGCCCCGGACCUCCCCUCUUCUGGGGAGCUUCCCACUAAGCUUUAAGUUCUGGAAGAUAACACUACAGAUUGCUGGGCCAUAGCGAAGUUAGAGCAAGGCAAGACCUGCUGCCUCCAGGUCUGUGAUGGAGUGGAACAGCCAACUUCCUGCAUCCGUCAGGACCCCAGGAACACCUAUCUCAUGUCCCUGCUUGUCCGGCUGGAUUUCCUCCUGGCCCAUCAUCAGAAGAGAAGUUUCCUUAGCUAAUCACCACCCACCUCGCAUCUCCCCAGCAAGAGCUGCCAUGUAGCCAGGAAACAGGUGGAGCUGGGGGAGAGCAGGGGGUGGAGGAAUGAGCCCUGUACCAUAUGGAGAAGGUUCAUCUCCAGACAUGAUGGGGUUGAGUCUGCACAGCCCCAUUCCUCUGCAACAAUAUCUGUCCCCCAGAGCGAUCAGCAGACAAAGAUACUUUGGAGCAGGCCACAUUCAUGGCCCAGCAAGCCCUGUGUAAGUCCCAUCAGCAUAUCAGAUCCACCCAUAGCUGACACCAUGAGUCUGCUCAAUGUUCUUUUAAUCCAUCUUGGUAUGGGGAGCAACAGUGAGGCCACAGCUCCACAGGCUUCAGCAGAAGCAUGCUAGAAGCUGGUCUGUCUGCACUAUUGGCGACACUCAGCAGGGACCCCUCUGCAUUGGCACUGCCAGAUGGCACCAGGCAUGGAAGAACCAGCCUAGAACACAAGACGGGAGCAGGGAGCAACCUGCCCAGCUGUGGAGAAUCCAGUCCAUCCCCUGAUAAGCCUUGAGCCACUCACAAGAGCCCAUGAGGAAACACUAUUGCAUGGAUUUAGGCCAGCUGAUGCUUUGGCCCAUGGGGUCUCCAGGCCCAGCAUGCUUCCAUGUGGAGGGGGACAAGUUCCUCCAAAACAAGGGGUUCCCCUGGGAAAAACUUAGCUGAGCUGCUGUGUGGUGGUGGUGGUAGACCCCACAUCUCGCAUCUCCUGGUGAGAUAGUGCUGCAGGGGCCAUAACCCUCAUCUCUUCCACAGCCCCUACAGUAACCCCACCACCCUAGGACACAUGCUGAGGGUCACCAAUUGGGACCUGCUGUACCACCUGCACCCUCUGGGGACGGAUCUCGGGUGUCUGAAAGGACAACCUGGCGGCAUUGUGGCCAAGGAGCAGAGACCACGUGGCAAUGAGAAGACCACCAUCAUCCUUGAAAAAGAAGCAGGUGCUGCUUAGCUCUGGGUGAGGUGGGUGAAGAGACAGGAAGUGCUGCUCCCUACUGUCCUCUCCAAGAAGAUCUUGGCCUGAGCACAGACCAGGGAUGGAGAUGCUGGGGUUGGCUUGCAUUCAUUCUCACCCCCUCCCUGCACCCUGUGGAUUCAGUGAACCAAGAUGCCUGGCCACUGGGGGCACUUCAGUGAGAGAGAUCUUCACUCCUGCUCUCCACAUUUUUCCUCUCAAACCAUCUGCCCUAGACAGGUGUCAGCUACUGCCAUGACUGGCAUCUCUUGCCCCUUUCUGAUGCCAUCAAACCAGCAUUUGGGUUGGAGCCAUCAGCGCCAAACACUUGGACUCAUUUCCCCCACUCCCCCAUCCCCCAAAAUGAUUGUCCCUCUGCCCCCAUCCUCGUACUGGAGUACAUUGUAUACUGAUAUAAAUAAUGCCUGGGAAAGUCUUUGGGUAUUUAUAAUCUGUAUAUUUUAAUAUAUAUUGUAUAUAUGCACAUGCAAACACAUGCACACUGCUCUCGAUUGCCAAUUUUUGCGAUACCUGCCACCAGAACCACCACCAGCCAACUCCGCCCCCCCCAUGCUUUUGGCUAUCAGCUCUCCAUGCCUCAAUCAUUGGUUGACUUGACUGAGACCGUUGAUUCAUGGAAAGGAGCUAGGGGUUGGCAUGAACUCCUUUCCAUGAAUCAACGGGCAUGGUUUAUGCCCGUGUGUCAUAUUUGGUGGAUUUACUUCAGGGUCUGUCCCCUUCAGCUAUGAGAUCCUCCCAGUAGUUUCCCUCUAGCAUUGGUGAUCCUUCCCCACAUAAAACAAGUACAGGAUGGAUCCAAGGCAAGCAUUUGGCCCUUACAGAGAUUCCCAGAUCCUCACACCAGCAGCUGAUGUUUCAUCUAAACCACCCCCUAGACAGGGCCUGUUGAGAUGAAGAUCCAUCCAAGCUCUGACCAUGGCGGGAGGGAGUUUUUGAGAAUUGGAAGCUCAAGACCCAAGGAGAAGCUGGCCAUGCUAAGGCCACCUCUCCAUGGGGUUUCCCUGCUCCCAGACUUCAGUACCUGCCCCGCUGGGUUGGGAACAAGGUUUGAGCUCUCACCCAGCCCCGACACUCGUGGCUGACUUUACAUGGAUGUCACCAGCUUCAGGGCUGCAUUGUGGGACCUGGUGCCUUGCUGGCUCCUUGAUCCAAAACCAAAGGUGCCAGAGACCUUCUGGCUGUCCCAUCUCCUGGUUUUGCCACUCUCUGUGGCUGUCCUGUAGUGUGUCUACAGGACCACGGUGCACUUGACCAGGAGGCAGGGAGAAAGCACAUAGGUCAGGGUGAUACAGCAGCAGGACAGCACUUGGAGCAGGGAGCACUGCCUAAAGCUGCCAAGAUCCUGGGGCAUGAAGACUUGCAGUGACAAGGCAGGUUUGAGCAGCACUGUGUUCAGACCCACCUCCAGGAGAUGCUCCCCACCCUCCUCCAAAGCCCAUACAUAAGAGCAGCAUCACCUGGAGCUCCCAGCAUGGGAUACCAUACACUAUGGGUCACCUCUUCCAGUGGGUCUGUCGCCCCCGAACUCCCAGUGCUGUCUGGGAAUCCAUGCCUAUGUAAUGCCCAGGCUGAAAGCCUCACACCGAGAUCAGCAGCUCCCAGCACUGGGCAGUCCAACAACCCAGACAACAAGGGCACACCUGGGUUCAAGCCCCACCCGCUAGCUUGCUUUGCCCAAAGCAGCCGCUGCCAAGAAUGAUGCCAGCUAAGCUGUGCUGCUGCUCAUCUGCUAUGGCCCAGCAAAAAUAGCCCACCUUCAUGAAAGUGUUGGGGACAUCCUGCCCCAUAGGGAACUGCCCACACCGGCGGAGGCCAGAAAGUGGCAAGUCAAAUAUAGCCACAUUCUCUAGUUGAGGGAGUGGGGAGGGCAUCAGCCCCCAUCUCCAAGGAUAGCACUUAGGCUGCAGCGAUCCUGCUCCAGUUCCCCAUGUGGCUGGAAUACAGGUGUCACUGUGCCCCUCUGCCCCAUCACCUUCAUCCUCUCCAGACCACAGCCAUUUUUCAGGACAAAACCGGACGAUUGUAUUAAAAAAAGGGAAAAAGUCUGUACUUUCCGAAGUGAAAGGGCAACACUACCAAUAAACUCUUUCCACUGUCUUACUAA